Messenger RNA from Toxorhynchites rutilus septentrionalis, 1811 nucleotides. RefSeq lists its product as uncharacterized. Bases 81 to 1811 code for a protein of 576 amino acids. Gene Ontology annotation, molecular function: catalytic activity. The record is from RefSeq and is a predicted model, not a curated record. NCBI's taxonomy places the organism in Eukaryota, Metazoa, Arthropoda, Insecta, Diptera, Culicidae. The transcript has 3 exons.
UUCACCGGUGAUCAUCUCACCUCGUUAGUUACCGGUCUGAAAAUCACUGGAGCGCAGUUCAAUCGACGGUUGCAUCGAAGAUGAAGGCGUUCGUAGUGCUAUCGGUGGCUUUGGUCAUUGCCUCUUGUGCGGCAGUCGAUGAAUCCUCGAAGAAGACCAAGCGCGGCCUAUGGGAGCUGGGAAAUGAUUUCAACGGAUUCGAAUACGGUCACCAUUACGGUCAUCAUCAUGGUCAUCAUGAGAUCCAACAUCUGACCAAGACCAUCACCAAGAAGGUUCCGGUUCCGUAUCCAGUGGAGGUUGAGAAGCAUGUUCCGGUUCAUGUGGACCGCCCGUACCCAGUUGAAGUGAAGGUACCAUACCCAGUGCACGUUGACCGUCCGGUGUAUGUUGAGAAGAAGGUUCAUGUCGACCGUCCGGUUCCAUACCCAGUGAAGGUCCCUGUCCACGUAGAUCGCCCGUACCCAGUCGAAGUUAAGGUUCCAUAUCCAGUUGAGAAGAAGAUCUACAUUGAAAAGAAGGUCCCAGUUCACGUUCCAUAUCCAGUGGAGGUGGUUAAAAAGGUCCAUGUCGAUCGUCCAUACCCAGUGGAGGUGAAAGUACCAUACCCAGUUGAAGUAAAGGUUCCAUAUCCAGUUGAAAAGAAGGUCCCAGUACAUGUUGAUCGUCCAGUCCCCUACCCAGUGGAGGUCAAGGUUCCGUACCCAGUGCAUGUCGAGAAAAAGGUCCCUGUUCACGUGGAUCGUCCAGUUCCUUACCCAGUUGACCGUCCAGUGUACGUUGAAAAGAAGGUACAUGUCGAUCGCCCAUAUCCAGUGGAAGUCGAGAAGAAGGUUCCAGUGCACGUUGAUCGUCCAGUUCCAUAUCCAGUGGAGGUUGAGAAACACGUUCCAGUUCAUGUCGAUCGGCCAAUCCCUUACCCAGUAGAGAAGAAGGUACCAGUGUACGUUGAAAACCGAGUCCCAGUUCAUGUUGACCGUCCAGUUCCGUAUCCAGUCGAGGUCGAGAAGCGUGUUCCCGUUCAUGUGGACCGACCAGUACCAUACCCAGUGAAGGUGCCAGUGCAUGUUGAUCGUCCAGUGCACGUUCCCUAUCCGGUCGAGGUCCCAGUCGUCCAGAAGGAAUACGUCGAAGUGCCAAAACCGUACGCAGUUCAUGUUGAAAAGCACGCUCCAGUGCAUGUCAAUGAACAUCAUCAGAAGCACUGCGUGAACUUCUCGGAUACCAUUUGUCGUGGUCCACUUCUCAUCAAACAAGUUUCAACGCCUGACUACCAAGCUCGUCAAGCUCACCAUCAAGUGACGACAUCUGUAGCCUACACACACUACCCCCGUGUCUGGGAAAUCGACUACCCGUCCCCGCUAAUAAUCAUCUCGAUGUACUUGACGGACCAGAAAAUCUCCCAUCUAUGGAAUAAACUGAUCCACACCUUGAGGAAUAUAAUUGUCUUAAUCCUCGUUCUACAGGAUUUUAAUGGACACCAUCAAGCAUGGGGUAGCGUACAAAACCGCCUCGAAAUUAACACCACUGAUGCCAUGGAAGAAGUGUAUCUAGUGUUGUUGAACGACGGAUCUCCUGCCUUCGUGCGAGGCCAUACAGCAAUAGAUCUGAGUUUCACCAGUUCGAAUUUACUCCCCCGCCUACUGUGGAGAACGCAUAUUGAGCCAAUGGGGAGCGACCACUAUCACAUCUUCAUCCGAACCGACGAUAAAACUUCUACACUCACUAGACGACCGCAGUGGCAGUACUACCAAGCGGAUUGGGCAGCUACUUUGCGAACUCGCUCUGGCAUUUACAGUCGCCAAGGGUGA